CUUGACUGCCCCCCGCCGCGUCGAGACACCACGUUUGCGACAACUGUGACGACACAACGCUACAAUGUCCAACAUCCCACUAAGAUCAGACAGUCUGCAAACACCCUCAAAGACGGAGCAGCAUGGCCUGUCGUCCAAGUUGAGCUUCUACCAAGAUGACUUGCGGUGCACGCCGUCGUCUUUGGGCUCGAGAAGCGCCAAUUCCAUCCGCUCACACGACUCGCGUUGGUCCUUUAGAGACGCAUCGUCCAUCUCAUCGCAUGCGCCCUCGACGCUACCCGCCCUCCAAACCAGAGGCGGCAUGGACAACGAUGGACUCGAACCGCUGACCGAGGAGGAAUUCGACCCGGCCUCGUUUGACCUGGUGGUUCCUGCGCAUGCGCUGGGCAAACAAUACACGCUCGAAACGCAAUCUGAGCUGCUCUUCUCCGUCAAGCACCUCGAGGUGAUAUUCCAGGACCCUGUGCUGCUUCAGCGCUUCUCCAACUUUCUCUCCACGUCGCGGCGAGACUCGUUGCCCAUCUUGGCCUACUACCUGGAUACUCUCAAAGCGCUCAAGGCCAUUGACUAUGCGAAUGCUCUAAUCGGCUCGCUGAAGACGAUUGGCGGGCUUGAUUUCACCGAGGACCCUAUCGCCGCUACCGUCAACAAUGCGCUACGCAAGAGGGCAGACGAGGCUUUUGAAGCCAUGGCCAACCAGGACCUGCCAGCGUACAUUACGCACACGUUGAUCCAGACGGUCAGUAUUACCAUCAGGCGAAGAAUCACAGACACGCUGCCUCUGCAUCUUCGGGAUCUAUCAGAAGGGCUCGCAGAGGUGUUCUGCCUGUCAGACCCGUCACGACCCGACAACCCUAUUGUUUUUGCAAGCGAAGAAUUCCACAGAACGACACAAUACGGCAUGAGCUACGCGAUAGGGCGUAACUGUCGGUUCCUCCAGGGCCCCAAGACGAAUCCAUUCAGUGUGCGGAGAAUCCGGGAGAAGCUCGAGGCCGGCCAAGAACACUGCGAGACUUUCCUAAACUAUCGCCGCGACGGCUCUCCCUUUGUCAAUCUCCUCAUGGUGGCUCCGCUCUAUGACUCUCGAGGCGUCGUACGCUAUCACCUGGGCGCCCAGGUCGACGUUUCUGGACUCGUCAAGGAGUGCUCUGGACUGGAGUCGCUGUCGAGGCUGAUGCAUCAGGAGAACCCCGAGCAGUACCCAGGUGAGGGGCCUAUCCAACCACAACCGAGCCAUGACAACGACGAGUUUCGGGACUUGGCUGCCAUGUUCGAUCUGUCCGAGCUGAAGACGGUCCGCGAGAUGGCCAACUGGAACAAGCCGCGGCUGGUGAUCCAAGACGACGCCGCCAUCACCCGCCGGCUAUCAGAUCCGAUCCUCCAGGAGCCUGCUGUGAGUAUGAACGCUGGCGGACGCCUCAGCGGCAUCUUCCAGCACUAUCUCCUCGUCCGGCCGUAUCCCAACCUACGCAUCCUCUUCGCGUCGCCGUCGCUGCGUGUCCCAGGCAUGGUGCAGAGUCCCUUCCUGUCACGCAUCGGAGGCUCCGACCGCGUCCGCGACAGCCUCACGCAGGCCUUUGCCGACGGACACAGCCUGAGUGCCAAGGUGCGCUGGCUUUCUCGGUCCGACAUACAUGCUCAGAGUCACUACAUGCGUGUCAUGAACCAUCAGAGCCACGGUGAAGGCGGUGGCCAGCCUCCUCCAGCGUCUCCGGGCCGUAGUCGCUGGAUUCACUGCACGCCACUGCUCGGCUCAAAUAGGACUGUUGGUGUUUGGAUGGUGGUUUUGGUCGACGAUGAUUCCGAGCCAUUUUAUAGAGGUGGACGACGCGAGGCACCGCCAAUCCUGCCAUAUCCCACACUGAACUUGAGUCAUGUUGAUGCGGCUGAGGAUACAAUGAGUUUAAGUAGUUUUGCAGCUGCAUAUCGGGGUGCAUCGGAGUAA
Messenger RNA from Ilyonectria robusta, 1945 nucleotides. RefSeq lists its product as uncharacterized. The transcript has 4 exons. Gene Ontology annotation, cellular component: nucleus. The record is from RefSeq and is a predicted model, not a curated record. Lineage: Eukaryota; Fungi; Ascomycota; Sordariomycetes; Hypocreales; Nectriaceae. The coding region runs from base 65 to 1945 and encodes 626 amino acids.